Trichoderma atroviride IMI 206040 is the source of this 1071-nucleotide messenger RNA. RefSeq lists its product as uncharacterized. Gene Ontology annotation, molecular function: calcium:proton antiporter activity. Lineage: Eukaryota; Fungi; Ascomycota; Sordariomycetes; Hypocreales; Hypocreaceae. Gene Ontology annotation, cellular component: fungal-type vacuole membrane. The record is from RefSeq and is a predicted model, not a curated record. Gene Ontology annotation, biological process: intracellular calcium ion homeostasis; calcium ion transmembrane transport.
AUGCUCACUCCUGGCAGCUAUUCCAAUCUUCUUCUCAUAUUUAUCCCCCUAGGGAUAACUUAUGGUGUUCAGAACAGGGCUCCGGAACUCAUCUUCUGGUUCAAUCUUCUAGCCAUCAUCCCGCUCUCAAAACUCAAUCUUCGCAAGCUCCGCAGGCUGUCGUGCAUGCUAGGCCCUUUGGGCGGUGGAUUCUUGCACGCAAUUCUGGAUAAUGCGCCAUUGUUGAUUGUAUCCAUCCAACAGGGCGCAGCCCAUAUUGCGCAAUCCUGCGUUCUCGGGAGUGUCUUGGCCAAUCUUCUUCUUGUUGUUGGGUGGUGUUUCUUGGUCGGGAGUAUCCGCCACAGCGAAAUGAUAUUUAAUACCACGUUUGCAUCAACAGCGUCAUCUCUGAUGAUCGUCGCCUCAACGUCACUUGUGGUUCCGUCUGCCAUUUCCGAGGUGCAGUGCAGGACCGACGCCGAUUGUGAAGAUGACCUGGUGCGAAUGUCGCGCUCCGUUUCUAUAGCUCUCCUUUUUCUUUUCGUUAUAUAUCAGCACUACCGGUGGCGGUCUCACCGAUGGCUAUUCUUGGAAACCGCACCCUCUGAACCAUACAAUGAACACGCUAUAAGUCAUAUAUUUCUAGGCAUCGUUGAGGGAUUGCUUCUCAUCUCGGUUCUUGGACUUUCCUCUCUGUCCGCCUACUUUCUCUUGCGGACACUAAGCUCAGUAACAGACUCUGACUUCAUCAGCGGCAAGACAGUCAGCUUCGUCCUCUUACCGCUGGCUACCGAUGGACCAGCUCGAGUGGAAGCCAUUGUGGCGGCAUAUCGAAAUAGUAUGACGACAGCUUUGGAAUUUGCAAUCGGCCGAAGCAUGAACGCCGCCUUGUUCAUUACUCCCACGCUGGUCCUCUUCUCAUGGGCAGCUCAGUCCAAUGACCCCAUGACUUUACAUUUUCCAACUUUGGAGACUAUUUCCAUUUUUCUGGGUACGCUACUAGUUGCUGAGCUGUGUCGGGAUGGUAAAAGCAACUAUCUGGAGGGCGCCAUGUGUCUCGUCACUAUUCAAGGCAAGGAUCACAAUGCUUGA